AUGUCUAAAGAUAUCGAAACGACCAUUAACUUUAUCCUAUCCAAUUCAGGCAUCCGGUCUAUGACUGGAACGGCAGACUUCUACACCAACGCCAAAGAUAAACGAGCUGUUAAGAUCUAUGACCCUCGUGGCAAGCACGAGUUUAAGCUAUCAAAAAAUGGUUUCUGCCAUACUACCUUUCCGAGCGUGCACAUUUUGAUCUCAGAUCCCACAAUUAUAAAACUAGAUGUCUAUCCCGAGAUAGCUAGGCUUCUGGAGACUAGCAUCCAGCCGCCUCCAACCCGCAUCAAAGUCGUCUCCAACACCAUUAGAUCCUCCGUUACAGAUGUCAAUAGCGAAUACACGGGUACGCCAGGCCUUGCGCGAGCGGCCCACCUUGAUCAUACUUCUUCUGGUGCGAAAGUCUAUCUGUACGAGAAGCCCCCCGAGGAAGAAGCCUCCCGGCUAUCUCGGACAAGGUGGGCUAUCAUCAAUGUGUGGCGUCCAUUGAAGACCAUCUCACGCGACCCCCUGGCCGUCUGUGAUGGUUGUACCCUGCAAGAAGGUGACCUGCUCCCAAAGGGCAUGAAAUACUCUGCCAAUAUCAGAGCUAAGGAUCAUUCGGGAAAAGCUGAGGACCACAGUAAGACAACCAUUCAUCAGCUGUCCGAACCCUCGUGUUUCUGGUCCAUACUCGGGUUCGUCAUUCGCAAAGCCCAGGCAAUCGGUCUCCAUCGCGAUGGGAUGUCGCUAGGCCUCUCUCAAUACGAGUGUGAAAUACGUCGUCGUGUCUGGUGGUAUCUGGUUGCUCUUGAAAUCCGCGCGUCCGAGCUAGCGGGGGCUGUUAACUCGGUCGUCUCACAAUCCUGGGACACUAAUUUCCCAACAAAUAUUGACGAUCAAGAUCUCCAUCCCGAGAUCAAAAUUCUGACAUCAGCCGCGGACAGGCUGACUGACAUGAGUUUCUGUCUAUUUCAGUACGAGGCUGUUCGUCUGUUCCGGUCCGUGUAUCUCGAAACAUCACCUGAGGUCAUGCUGCGGACCAAUCCUCGCAUGCUGCUUUCCCUUGCGCGAAUCAAGGUUUUCCGCAGGACAGUAGAAGACAAAUUUCUUCGCUUCUGUGACCCGGUGAUUCCCAUGCAUUUUAUGCUUAACUCUUUCGCGCGCUUGACCCUAUGCAAGAUGGAAGCUUCCUCUCAGGAAAUUCGGCCCAAGGCGCGGAAAAACCAGCAUUCAUCCUUGUGGGACUCGGAUUCCAAGUUGACUUACGGCCUACGGAUGUUGGAAUAUGACCGGCUACUGCACUCAAACCAGUCUGUGCAUGGGUUUCGCUGGUUUAUUUAUGCCCAUUUCCCUUGGGGUGCUCUCAUCUGGUUGCUCCAGGCGAUGCUAACCAAAGAUCUGGGCAUGAGAGAAGAAAAUACAUGGCACCACGUCAAGACACUAUACCAGCGCUAUCCGGAGAUGUAUAACGAAGAUCGUGGACUACAUCGCUUGGUGAAUACCCUUGUUCUUCGGGUCUGGUGCCUUCGACAGACACUCCGCAAAGGGGCAGCCUUACAAAGCGAAGUGGAAGCAGCACCUCAUUUCAUCACCGAACUACUGUCGAAACCUUACAUCCGCAACGACCAAGCCGCACCGGUGGGGUCCCCUGAAACACUUCAUAACAAGGGUGCUAACGGUGUAACUCCUUUCAUGAGCGAGACUACAACAACGGAGCAUCUCGAAAAUUGGGAUCAGUCGAUGUUUAUAUCCGCUGCGUCACCGGAAUCAAGUUUCGAUUUCGGCGCCUGGCUUAUUUGA
Molecule: messenger RNA, 1782 nt
Organism: Aspergillus aculeatus ATCC 16872
Lineage: Eukaryota; Fungi; Ascomycota; Eurotiomycetes; Eurotiales; Aspergillaceae
Exons: 3
Coding region: 1-1782 (593 amino acids)
Biological process (GO): DNA-templated transcription
Molecular function (GO): DNA binding; zinc ion binding
Source: RefSeq, a predicted model, not a curated record